AUGAAUGGCGACACUACCGGGAAUAAUGGCUCUGCUGAAGAAGUCAAGGACUCGAGCUUCUCCGCGUUCGGACUCUCGCUACGGAAGUUCGGCCUGCGCUCGGGUCGUAGAGCGACGAUCACGUCCUUGGGCGAACAGGAUGAGACCUGCGGCCUGUUCGGCUGGAAGCCGCGUUGUCUUCAGCGAUUUCGCACCGUAGAAUGGUUCCUGUUCUUCUUCUGCAGCAUGGGCUACAUCCAGGGCUUCAUCAACAACGGCAUCACAACUUCGGUUUCAGCGCACAUCGAGCGCCGCUUCGAGCUCAAAUCGGUGGAUAUUGGACUAGUGUACGCAGGGUACAACAUAGCUUCAUUUGCAUGUAUCACUCCAGUGAGUUAUCUCUUGGCCGAGAGUCACCGGCCGAGGGUGUUGGCUCUGGGAGGAGUUAUCAACACGAUCUCGUACUUUCUGUUUACUGUGCCCCAUUGGAUUGCUCCGGCCCACGAAAUCGGAGCUUCUAGCCAUUCUCUACUGACCUGCGGCUAUGAGUCGUCAACAUGCCGGCAGAGCGAGACGAACCUCGAAAAUUACAAAUGGAUAUUCAUUCUUGCCAACAUUCUACACGGAAUGGGCUCGUCGCCGUUCUAUACGAUCGGCGUCGCCUAUCUCGACGACAAUAGCCCCGCCGAACGCGCGGGGCUCUACAUCGCGACGUUUUACGCCACAGCGAUUCUGGGUCCGGCUUGCGGAGUAAUGCUGGGAGGAUACUUUUCGUCGCUGCCAGAAAACCUCAAAGAUAUCAGCAGCUUCUCGACGGGUGUACUCGCCAGGAGUGAGACCUGGGUCGGCAACUGGUGGAUCGGUUACCUCGUUUCCGGAUUCAUCUGCGCCUCGCUCACGAUUCCCAUGGCGUUCUUUCCCAAGGUCAUCGAGCCGAGUAAAGCGACCUUGCAGGAUUCGCCUACGAGCGGGGAGAAGCAGGACGUCCCGGAGAAAACCUUCCUUCAGUACAUGAAGUUCCUGCUGACGAACCCCAUUUUCAUUACACUUUCGCUCGCCGCCGCCAGCGAAACGUUCGUGGCCACGGGAUACUUGAGUUUCGGUGUGAAAUUGUUCAUGACUCUGUUCGGUAUGACAGGACACAGUGCCGCAGCCGUGCUCGGCGUGGUCGCUGUACCGAGUGCUUUCGGAGGGACGAUACUCGGCGGUUACUUGACGCGUAAAAUCAAUGCGCGACCCGCCGUUGUGAUUCGCAUUUGCACGUUAAUCGCGUGCGUCCCGUUCAUAGCAACGUUCGCCUUCCGAAAUUCCUGUCCGCCUCGCGAGUACAUGAUGCAAGGCGGCCCGAGGCCUCUGUACGCCAACUUCUCCGACAGCGACCUCUUGAUGCAGUGCAGUUCGGCGUGCAGGUGCACCAAGAACACAUUCGAGCCCACUUGCGGGUCGGAUAGUUUCAACUAUUAUUCGCCUUGUCACGCAGGCUGUCGAGAAUCAACGAUGACUCCGGAGGGUCACGUAGUCUACUCGGACUGCCGUUGUAUGAGCAACCAUACGACGGGCAAUCUGGACGGCAUUCAAUUAGAGCCCGGCCAGGCUCUGAAGCGGCCCUGCGAGCCCAAAUCUUGUUCCGUGCUGUACAUAUUCUGCAUUGCGGUGUUCGUGUAUUUAUUUUUUAUAUUUCUCGUAGCUACGCCGUCCUUACUGGCGAUGAUGAAAUCGGUCCCCGAGGACUCGAAGACGCUGGCGUUGGGCAUCAACUAUGUCUCGUUACGAUUGUUCGGAACGAUUCCGGGCCCGUUGUUAUUCGGUAAGGUGGUAGAUUCAAGCUGUGUACUAUUCAAGGACAAACCGUGCGACAGUUCAGGCGCCACCGGCAAUUGUGUGAUAUAUGAGAACGCGCGACUCGCCACGAACGUAUUCAACCUCAUGAUCAUUGUGAAGACUUUCGCGUUGGCGUUCUUCGUGUUGGCGUGCGUGGUCUCGAAAAAUUCCUCGCAGACGGCUCCGGCAGAAGAUCACCUCACUCCCAUGAAGAUGCCGACCGAAGAGAAGGUCUGAUGUUUUCUUGCUUGUUAGUUUUCGUGAGUCAUUCAUGGAAAAGUGUCUUCAACGAGAGCCCGAUUGAAAGUACCCCAGUGAUAGGCGUCGUCGUUUCCCGAUCGUUUUUUGGUGACAAUGAGAGAAUACUGCAAACUGAGACGCAUGAAGACAAAUCAACCGAAAAGUCAGAAUAAAGUGAAAGUAGGCGGUAUUUUUACAGCAGAAA
This is a messenger RNA of Galendromus occidentalis (western predatory mite), 2245 nucleotides long. Its product is annotated as solute carrier organic anion transporter family member 4A1-like. The coding region runs from base 1 to 2037 and encodes 678 amino acids. The transcript has a single exon. The record is from RefSeq and is a predicted model, not a curated record. Gene Ontology annotation, molecular function: protein binding. Lineage: Eukaryota; Metazoa; Arthropoda; Arachnida; Mesostigmata; Phytoseiidae. Gene Ontology annotation, cellular component: basolateral plasma membrane. Gene Ontology annotation, biological process: transmembrane transport; sodium-independent organic anion transport.